AUGGCACAACCACCACUAUUUGGUGUCCCCGGAUUCGUGCACUACUGGGAGCCCAUUACUGCAACUUAUUCGGACGUUGUCAAGCUGGCCAGUUUCGGUCCCAACUCUCCCCGAGAAGAUGCCGUUCGCCACACCUGGGAUGAUAUGCUUCAUCAUUACUUCCCUGGGAGUGGCCUUCCAUUCAAAUGGAAGCAAAAGCCCUCUCGCGGUGUAGAGAAGAGGGUCUCCAGUAAGAGGCUAGAUAUCAUUGCAGUUAAAGUAGCCAUGAGUGGAACUAUGAGCGGCCUGCCCCCUGGCCCUUCCGGUAUACUUGCUCUUGAUAUCGAGAGAGACUAUCUUUGGGUGGGGUACAGGGAACCCAACAGAGAUGUUCCUUUCGAAUGGAAGGAUGCCCUGCUCCAGACCGGGCGGAGACUUCACGUUGCCCAUCCGAAUCGGGACCUCUUUGUCAUUAUCGGUGUCGGACUGAAGUAUCUCAAGCUAUAUUGGAAUGGCUCAGCAUCUGUUGUCGAUGCACCGUCAUGCACGGUGUUGAAGGACGGUGCAGGAGAGUGGCCCCUUGAUCCUCGCUUCAGAAUGCCCCCCGGGUUGAUUGCAGGGACCCCUUACCUCAACCAGGCUACAGGACAAAUUGAUACGACCAAGGCACUAUCACUUGAUUUCUGGACAGCGGGUGGUCCCGAAGGACUUGAGAAAUAUGGUCAAUCUCCAGGGUAA
Clonostachys byssicola is the source of this 717-nucleotide messenger RNA. The record is from the annotation of a GenBank genome assembly. NCBI's taxonomy places the organism in Eukaryota, Fungi, Ascomycota, Sordariomycetes, Hypocreales, Bionectriaceae.